This is a messenger RNA of Myotis daubentonii (Daubenton's bat), 3218 nucleotides long. RefSeq names its product arylsulfatase G (gene ARSG). Gene Ontology annotation, molecular function: arylsulfatase activity. NCBI's taxonomy places the organism in Eukaryota, Metazoa, Chordata, Mammalia, Chiroptera, Vespertilionidae. The record is from RefSeq and is a predicted model, not a curated record.
CACCCCCCACCCGCCUGCGCCCGGGUGGUGCGUGCUGCUGCCCAACCCCUGUCCCCGCGUCUCUGCCUCUCUCUGAUCCUAUACCGGCUGCAGCCGGUCUCCGCCGGCCUCGGGGGCGCGCCGCCGCCGACCAUGUGCUGCGAGCGCCGCGGAGGAGGGGGCCUGCCUGGAGCGCGCGCGCCGGCCCACGUGUACCCGGCCCGCACCGGGCGCGCGCCCGCCCUGAGCCAAGCUGGGGGUCACGGAAGGAAACCUCACAGAAACAUGAAGCCCUCAGCCACCUGGAACUCAGAAACUCAUUGGGGACCGACGGCGGCUUCUGGAAGGUCCAGGUGUUCUGCAGAUGUGAGGUUGUGCCCCGCACUCAGCAGCUGGAGUCCCGACCAGAUGCGAGACUUGUGCUUCGGCUCUGACAUCCUGGGCACAGAGGGGUCACUUUCUAAUCGGCCAAAGCUGCACACAGCCAGUCAUCUUAGGGGAAAGCCACAUUUGGGGGUGCAGCUUUCCUGACUCUCUUGAGUUAGGAUUCUAGAUGGGGGCCUCAUUUCUGCAGCUCCCACCCUCCACGUAGGCACCACCACCACCACCAUCCCCACCAGCACGUGGGGCGGGCCUCAGCAUUCCCAUCUUUACAGUGAGGGUGUUGUAGUAUCUUCUUGCAAAACACCAACCUCCGGAGACUCCCUGCGUUGAGAGUGAGCAGAAGGGGACUCUCAGAGACGCCUCUCGUGGUGGCCCGCCGUCCUUCCAUAGAACCGGAACCCGCCCCUUCCCACCAUGGCCUGGCUUUUUCUAAAGGUUUUAUUGGUGGGGGUGAGUUUCUUGGGAUGUCUUUAUCCUCUUGUGGAUUUUUGCUUCAGUGGGGAAACAAGAGCCCAGAAACCAAAUUUCGUGAUCAUUUUGGCAGAUGACAUGGGGUGGGGUGACCUGGGAGCAAACUGGGCAGAAACAAAGGACACUGCCAACCUUGAUCAGAUGGCCGCCGAAGGAAUGAGGUUUGUGGAUUUCCACGCAGCUGCUUCCACCUGUUCACCCUCCCGGGCCGCCCUGCUCACCGGCCGGCUGGGCCUGCGCAACGGAGUCACACACAACUUUGCAGUCACCUCUGUGGGGGGCCUUCCGCUCAACGAGACCACCUUGGCCGAGGUGCUGCAGCAGGCCGGCUACGUCACCGGGAUGAUCGGCAAAUGGCACCUUGGGCAUCACAGCUCUUAUCACCCCAACUUCCGUGGGUUUGAUUACUACUUCGGAAUCCCAUACAGCCACGAUAUGGGCUGCACAGAUAGCCCCGGCUACAACCUCCCUCCUUGCCCGGCAUGCCCCCGGGGCGAGGGACCAUCAAGGAGCCCCGACAGGGACUGCUACACGGACGUGGCCCUUCCUCUGUAUGAGAACCUGCGCAUCGUGGAGCAGCCCGUGAACCUGAGCAGCCUCGCGCACAGGUACGCCGAGAAAGCCACCCAGUUCAUCCAGCGUGCCAGCGCCAGCGGGAGACCUUUCCUGCUCUACGUGGGCCUGGCCCACAUGCACGUGCCCCUAACCAGGACCCAGCUGUCGGCAGACCCACAGGGCCGCGCGCCAUACGCUGCAGGCCUCCGGGAGAUGGACGGCCUGGUGGGCCAGAUCAAAGACGGAGCUGACCGCACGGCAAAGGGAAAUACGUUCCUCUGGUUUACAGGAGACAACGGCCCGUGGGCUCAGAAAUGUGAGCUGGCAGGCAGCGUGGGUCCCUUCACCGGAUCGUGGCAAGUUCCUCGAGGGGGCAGUCCAGCCAAGCAGACCACCUGGGAAGGAGGGCACCGGGUCCCGGCGGUGGCGUACUGGCCCGGCAGAGUCCCCGGCAAUGUCACCAGCGCCGCCCUGUUAAGUGUGCUGGACAUCUUCCCCACCGUGGUGGCCCUGGCCGGUGCCAGCCUGCCCCGAGGCCGCCACUUCGACGGUCUGGAUGCCUCCGACGUGCUGUUUGGCGGGUCGCAGACUGGGCACAGGGUGCUGUUUCACCCCAACAGUGGGGCAGCGGGAGAGUACGGAGCCCUGCAGACUGUCCGCCUGGAGCGUUACAAGGCCUUCUACGUCACUGGAGGAGCCAGAGCCUGCGACGGGAGUGUGGGGCCUGCGGGGUCUCACGAGCCCCCCCUUAUUUUCAACCUGGAAGAUGACGUUACGGAAGCUGUGCCUCUGGACACAGGCAGUGCGGAGUACCAGCGCGUGCUGCCCCAGGUCAGGGAGGUUCUUGCCGACGUCCUGCACGACAUUGCUGGGGACAACGUCUCCAGAGCGGACUACACGCUGGACCCGGCGGCAGCUCCCUGCUGUGACCCCCACCAGACUGCCUGCCGCUGCCAGACGGCCUCCCAGCCCGUGUUCCCAGGAGCAGGAGCAGCAGGAAAUGAAACGGCAAGUGCACGUCCACCCUCUUUCUAGUGACGUACGCUUUGUAAGUCUCGGGAUUUAGGCGGGAAGCCACCACCUUGCAUCCCCCACUGUCCCGUCUGCAUGAUGGCUUGGGAGGUCGGCUGCCAAGAGCUGUAACGGGGACCCUACGGGCUCAGAGGCAGGCCAGGGUCAAGGCCCGGCUUUUGAACUUGAGCCAUGACCUACCCUGCCUUGCGAGCUGAUUUUGAGGAUUCGGUAAGGCAGUUCAUGAAAGUGCCAGGCAUAUUACCUGACACGUAAGGCAGGCACUUAAUUCGUUUUAGUCGUCUUUUUUUUUUUUAAUGCACCCAGUUUCACUCGUCAUUUUAGUAGAGAUUUGUGCCAACUGGUAUCUAGGCAACGCUUCUCCAUCUUUAACACGCAUACCAAUCACCGGGAGCUUGUGAAUGGACCGAUUCUGACCCGGGAGGCCUGGGUUGGGGCCUGACCACCUCCAUCUCUAGGCCACCCCUGGGGGUGCUUGGGUGGCGUGGAUGUUGACUAGACAACAUGAGCGGUUCCAGGUCUCCAAGCAGAAGAGCCCACAGAUCAGUCCAUGGCCCGACCCGCCACCCCGACCCCCUUUCAAGGUCAAAUGGCUGUUUCAAAGACUUGAGGAGUUCUUCCUGCUUCCUAAAACCAUGAAGAAAUAAAUUUUCAGAGCCUUAAAAAUGCAUUGCCAUGAUUUUAUUAUUAGUGUCCUAAAUGGGACUCAAAGGUAGUAUGUGAUUUAUUCCAAUCACUGCCAAAAAAAAAGUACUUCGCCUGGUUAAAAUAGUCUCUAUGUACGUAACAUACAAGAA